UAAUUGUCUCAGUAUUUAAAUAGAUUUAUAAUAGUUUAUCAGAAAUCGGUGACAUUAUUGUCGUGUGAAAAUGUUUACAGAUAAAUCCCAAGAUUGCUACAGUGAAACUCAUUAAUUGAAAGAUUUAAUAAUAUUUUUAAUGUAACUUAAAAAUAAUUGCUAUUAUUAAUUUUUAUACAUGUUUAAUGUUUAAUUUGGAAAAAAGUUUUUAGAACUUCCUUUGAAACGAUAUGUUUUUCACAAGAACGAGGUAAUUUCAUAUUUGUCGCUUGACAAAGGCCUUACGAAACGCGCUACAUGAAAAGUUUCCAGAAUUACGGGUUUAUCUGACAAGUGGUCGCUCAGUUUAAACAGUUUGAAAUAUGGUCUUGCACGGUAGUAUAAGAGUACAAUAAUCACCGCCAGCUCGUCGGAAGAGAAAAUUAUGUGGGUGUACGUGUAAUUUCGUGUUUUCUCAGCUGAUUAAAGAGGGACGGUCCGUACGUGUGCGAAGAACAUCAGUAUGAAUGACAGAACACAAAAUGCGCUUCCCGUGACAUAAUUCGCGACCAUUAGAAUCGUGGCACGAUACAACACGAUUUAAUGGUGAGUCAACGAUUACAAUUAAUUACUUAUCCUGCUGGUUGCAUCUCGACCGCUCGCUCUGACUCGUUCAUUAUUAACCGAGUCUCUUAGAACAUGGUGUAUACUUUAGAGUUUCACUUUGAGAAUUACCUUUAAUAAUAAAAAUUACAAAACUCAGAAUGAAUAGUGAGAGCUCACCGCAAAAACGGUUUAUGAACUAUAGUAGUAAUAAAUUUGAAAGUUUAAGAUCUUAGAAAAGUUUCGCGAAAAAUGUAUUAGACAUAUAGUAUUCAGGAAGCAGAAAGAUGAAAAGUGAAAAGCAAUAUUAUGUAAUUAAUAAAUGUAAUAAGUUAAACUUUCUUUUUUGGUUGAACGUUGCAAUUGUAGUAUCUUUAUUUCUGGAAAUUAUUCUCGUUAGUUAAACUCUAUAAUAAACUAAGACUAAGAUAAGAGGCUAAUUAUUCAAGAGUAAUUAUUUUUAUAUGAACAAAUAUAAAUCUUUACUUUUUUUUAUUAGUGCAGAAUUUAAAACGAUUCUCAGUACGGAGAAGCUUUUUCCAUUGCAUAAUUUAUCAAAUAUUGUAAUAAUAACUAUUUCUUAAACAUACACAUCUAAAUUUCUUAUUACAUUCCGAAAUACUCAGAGAAGAUCAAUAGCAUGAUAUUAUUGUACUAGGUCUAACGACGAUAAUCAUCACGUUAUGUCAUUACGAUUAAUCAUCAAGUGAUAAAUUGUGAUCAAGUGAUUUAUAUUGGUUGUUAUCGACAUUCGAUACGUGAACGUCUUGUAAGAAUCAUGGGCGAGCUUUGCUCACACGGACAUACGUUUGCAUGAUUUCGCGCGUGAUUUGAAGCUGCGAUCGGAAAUUGCGACGAUCGGUGUGACAUUUCACCGCGUGGAUCCACGCGCGGGUUCAACGACACUCGCGGAACAGCACGAUAGAGUACAUGUCUUGUGACGCGCAAAUACGUGAGUGCCGUGGUGGGACGAUCGAGGAAGAGAUCAGAGAAAGGGGCGGUUACCAUUGUUUAUCGAUGUAUAACUCGGAGCUCUUUAAGACCGUGUGGACAAAGAUAGGCCGGAUGUGCGGCUACAUCAUUUGUGCCAAAUCCUACCUCUCAGGUCAGUAUGCUCUGGUGCCGGAAAAAAUCGUCCAUGAAAUGGGGGUGUUGGAAAUGGCGGCUACCGAGAGCACGAUCCGAUUUAGCGGCCACACGUUGGACAAGGCGACCAAGGCCAAGGUAACGCUGGAGAACUAUUACAGUAAUCUGAUAGCACAGCACAUCGAGCGGAAGCAGAGGCUGGCGAAGCUCGAGGAGUCCCUCAAGGAUGAAGGCCUCUCGGAGCAGCAGAAGCAGGAGAAGAGGUUGCAGCAUGCCCAAAAGGAGACAGAGUUCCUCCGACUAAAGCGGUCCAGGCUUGGCGUCGAGGAUUUCGAGCCUCUCAAGGUUAUCGGCAGAGGUGCAUUCGGCGAGGUGAGACUCGUGCAGAAGAAGGAUACCGGACAUGUGUACGCGAUGAAGAUCCUUCGGAAAGCGGACAUGCUCGAGAAGGAACAAGUUGCUCAUGUCAGAGCGGAAAGGGACGUCCUCGUGGAAGCGGACCAUCAGUGGGUCGUGAAGAUGUACUACAGUUUCCAGGAUCCUAUAAAUCUCUAUCUAAUAAUGGAGUUUCUUCCCGGCGGUGACAUGAUGACGCUGCUUAUGAAAAAGGACACGCUUUCCGAGGAGUGCACGCAAUUUUAUAUUUCCGAAACGGCGUUAGCGAUCGACUCCAUACACAAAUUAGGUUUUAUUCAUAGAGACAUCAAACCAGACAACCUGUUGCUGGAUGCACGGGGCCACAUAAAACUUUCUGAUUUUGGGCUGUGUACGGGUUUGAAGAAGUCACAUAGGACCGAUUUCUAUCGAGACCUGAGUCAAGCAAAACCUUCUGAUUUCAUGACAUCAUGCGGGAGUGGAAGUGGCGGCGCAAUGGACAGCAAGAGGAGAGCCGAGAGCUGGAAGAGAAACAGGAGAGCGCUAGCUUAUAGCACGGUGGGCACUCCAGACUACAUCGCGCCGGAAGUGUUCUUGCAAACAGGUUACGGACCGGCUUGCGAUUGUUGGUCUCUGGGAGUUAUUAUGUAUGAGAUGCUUAUAGGAUAUCCACCAUUCUGCAGUGAAAAUCCGCAGGAGACGUAUAGAAAAGUAAUGAACUGGCGAGAAACAUUAGUAUUUCCACCGGAAGUUCCCAUUAGCGAAGAGGCUAAAGAUACCAUUAUCAGAUUUUGUUGUGAAGCCGAUAGAAGAUUAGGGGCGCAAAGAGGCAUCGAGGAACUCAAAUUAGCGCCCUUCUUCCGUGGUGUCGAUUGGGAGCAUAUCAGGGAACGACCAGCCGCCAUACCGGUCGAGGUGCGAUCUAUCGAUGACACGUCGAACUUUGAUGAGUUUCCAGACGUAAAAUUAGAGAUACCGUCCGCGCCAAUGCCACAGGACGGCGAGGUAAUAUACAAGGACUGGGUAUUCAUUAAUUACACUUUCAAGCGCUUCGAAGGUUUGACACAACGGGGCACACCGACCAAGAAAUAGCAACCCCUUACUUCCUGCUCGAUAAACAGUGCCGUCGCCAAUCAGCAGCCAGCUGACGUGAUCGAAAUUCCGGCCUUGGUACAUCAUCCUCAUCCGCCGUCGUCGACAGCAAUGGUGUCGCGUAUGGCGGAGGGCUGACUUGUCUUGCUUUUAGGCGCGGUUUAAGUAUCGAACACGAGUCAUUCUUAUUUGUACAUACGUGAUGAGCACGAAUAGUCGCUGCAUAGCGUCAAUCACGGAUAUCAACAUUUGCGAGCGACGACGAGCUCGAUCAGCCAAACGGACAGACGGACGGAUAUAAGAGGGCAGCGAUAAAGGUGCACAAUACACGAAUAUUGUACGCCUCGACGCGUAGCUCGAUAACGCGCGAUAAGGCGAUGUGAACGAAGUCUCGUGACUCACGGUGAUCCUCGUACGUAUCCCCGUCGAGAAGCAUUCUUCUUUAUUGUCGUGCCGCGGAAGAUGCGUUUUGUGCGAAGCAUAGCAUAAUAAGCUCUCUGUGGUAAUGGUAUUAAACGGAAAUGAUCGGAGGGAGACUCGGUCCCGUAAUUCUCAUUACUUAUUUAUCUAUGCAACGCGCGUGUCAACGAAAUUUUACUAUGCGAAAUAAAUUUGUCGAACGCUCGGCUAAGCUCUCGAAUCAAGCUCUCUUUUUCUCUUUGUUCGAACGUUGUAUUUAUAAUUAACUCUCUGUGAUAUAUGAAGUUGUUGAAAAUGUCUGCUAUCUUUGGACCUUUUUGUCUGUUAGCGGAUGUUACACUUUUAUUGAUGUUGUGUACAUAUAUAUAUGUGAUUAAUCGUAUUUCGAUAUGUCUUAAAAAUCUAAAAGUUGUUGCAAUGAAAUUUUAUAAUAUUAUGUAUUUUUGCGCUAUUUUUAAGAGCUUAGAUUUGUUCACGAAACUGGGAGAAAUACUGACAAUUAACGACACGCGCACGAAAUUUUUUGAUAUAUAAAAAGAUAACCAUAUAUAUAUUUUACACAUUUUAUCAUAUAAACUGAACUUAUGGGAAAUACUUUCAGCACCGGGUCUCUCUCUUUCUCUAUCUCUCUUUCUCUUGUAAGGCAAUAAUAAACAUUUAGCCGUGUGAAUACACGAUAAAGGAUGCUAGACUUUAAAAGAUACCGUAAAAAGGCGUAAGAAGGGAGAAAGAAAAAUUACACUUGUAAAAAUCAGGGCUCCUUCGUUGCCUUAUUAAGGUUCCUAACAGACAGCCCAACAAAUCCGUACGUUUAAACGAAAGAGAUGAGCCAGACAUGCCACUUCUUCGAUGGAAAAACGAUAAGAAAAUGGCGAGUGUGUUAUGACGAUGUAUAGAAAAUCGUAUGCACACACGCCCGUGUAUUUUAACACUCAAUGGAACCGGAUACUACCUUUUCUUUCGAUCGCACUGUGAACAAUUUUACGAUUUACAUUUCGUAGUUUUGCUGAUAACCAGGGCACCUUGGUAAUAAAAUAGCGUAAUAACGAUAAAGACUAGGUAACAUUUAAGAUAACAAACAUACAUACACACAGAAGUACCUAUACAUUAAAUAAAAGAAUGCACGCGUGCGCGUUCGGAACGUAAUAUUGCGUUUUGGAUAAUAUAGUACAUGUGUAAAAAGAAAAAUUCUCAACGCUCCUUCCACGUAACGUUUCGGCGUGUCUCCACUUAGUAAUCACGCAAUCACGCUGUACUGUACAUUCGACGAAGAGAUUAGUUUCGUACGACUAUUCCGCCUGCGUAUGUAUCUUAAUGCCGUUUACCGAAUGAAAUUUUCAGGUAGUUUAAAUAAAGCAGAGAACGCCUAGAUGUAUUACCAGUUAAGCCAGUACUUUAAACGAAGAGGAAAAAAGAAAAAAAUUUUCACCCGCGAAUGAAGCUAGUAGAAAAAAAGAAAUAUGAAAACUAUUUUCUGCACUAUGCUAAGAGUUAAAUCGACGACGAGUGUAACGUGUAAGCAGGAAAGUUAGAAAAUUACGGAAUACUUUUAGUCUCUCCUUGUCGCCAUUGAGUACAGAUGCUCUGACGUCCAUGCUACUAAGUAAAAAAAAAAGAAAAGAAAAAAAACGAAGAAGUGAUCACAAUUUAUUUAUUUAAAGAGAAAGUCUAAAUAAAUGAUACAACAAUAGCCACGAGAUGCCUUCGACGCAACAAGUUUCGGUGCCCUGGAACAGUGCAUAUAUAUAAAUAUAUAUAAGUAUAUAUGUAAAAAAGUAUAUAUAUAUACAUAGAUACCUUUUAGCAGAGAGAGAGAGAAGUGUAAUAUGCGCUAAAUUUAGGUGUUGAAUUAUAGGUGUGCUCUGAAUUCGAAGUCAGGUGGGUGUACAUUUUUUGUCUUUUUUUUUCCCGAAAGCGAGAAAGAGGGAACGAGCGUAUUAUAACAGCGGGAUGGUGACGAGAUGUAUGUACGCGCACGAGUUACUACACAUUUUAUGUAAAAUGUAAUUCUGAGGACACGUGAGAGGGAAAUCUCUAAGUAGACUUAACGGUAUUGAUUGUCGAUGUACACUGUAAAUACUGACGAGGCAACUAAAUAUUAUUAAGAGCAAGGCAGUUUGAACUCCGAUGUUUAAUUGGUUACCGCUGUACUGCCAUCCUCGACUUUUUAUUAUUGUAUAUCGUACAUGAUGAAUCGCAUUACGGGUGUGUUAAACGUACGGUAUAUCAUCCAAUCUCACGUUUUUGCUCGUGUUUACGCUAGUGUUCUUAUCAUUUUACGAAUACUGAUUAGUUGUUAAUUUUACAGUUAAUUUAAAUGAAAGAAACCGCGAUAGAUCUCUCCUAGCUAAUUCAAACUAAAUAGAUGUUAAGUUACUUUUUUCUUCGGCAAGGAGUUUUUUUUCUGUCUUUUCUCUCGCCGAAUAGGAAUUGUUUCCAAUGACGUUCUCGAUGAUUACACGUCCGGAGGUUUCGAUUCCUACAUUCGCGUCUUCUCUUUGUAGCUAUCUUAUCAAAUCUAAUCAUGUGAUUUCUUUUUUCGCGUAUAUGUAGGAUUUUCGAAUUAUGUAAUAUCAUGCAUAUACGAUUAAUCAUACGCACACGCACAUAUAUCGGCCGCAUGUAACAAGGCGAAAUAAUUUUUUUUCGCGUUCGAAUAUCGAGUGGAGCCGUCUUUCGAUUAUUUGAUCAAUACAUUUUAUACCUGGAUGAGUAAUGUUAUAAAUAUUGAGAUCAUACUGCAUAAAAUUUGCGCGUGAGAUUAUUUUAGAAAAACUUUGCUAAAGCGUACUGAGCGCGCACAUAUGAAAAUUCUGUAAUAAUAAUAAACUGUUAGAUCUUCCUAUUGAAGUAAAUGAUUGGUAUUGUAUGUUAAUAUGUUUAUAAAAACAUAAAUAGAACAAAAAUGAUGUAAACAAUCAUUUUCAUAAAGACUAGAUUAAGUUGGCUAAAAUUCAAGUCUUUGUCUGCUUUUGUUUUUACAGACAAAAAAAUUAUUUUUGCAAACGCGAAAUUUUGAAAGACGCGUUUAUUUGAGGCAGGUAAGUAAAUUUUAAAAUAAAUUGACUGUGUACAAAUACUAAUGCUCUCUUUUUGAUAACUUAUUUUAUAUUGAUUAUUUAUCUAUUUCGUUAUUGUGGCUCGGUUAUUAUAAAUGUGAGCAUCUAAAACUGCAAAGAUUAACAUUGCUGAUCUGAUAAUAUUAAAACCACUUUUCGAAUGAGUUUAUCGUGAAAUUUAUUUACAUGUUGCAUAUUACUCAUCCAGGAUCAAGAAUUGUAUCACGCUGAGUGAUUGCGCUCUUGGAUAAAUAUUUCGUUGCACUUAUUAUUUUACAAAGCGCAAAGUCUAGAAGUGCGGAUUGAGGCGUAACGAAGUUUAAAAAAAAAGUGUUCUCUCCUACUUCAAGUAUUGUACAGUAUUUAAAAUUACAAAAAA
Monomorium pharaonis (pharaoh ant) is the source of this 6993-nucleotide messenger RNA. It is a transcript of the gene trc, whose product is annotated as serine/threonine-protein kinase tricornered. Gene Ontology annotation, molecular function: protein serine/threonine kinase activity; ATP binding. The record is from RefSeq and is a predicted model, not a curated record. The transcript is spliced from 11 exons. Bases 1513 to 3135 code for a protein of 540 amino acids. Lineage: Eukaryota; Metazoa; Arthropoda; Insecta; Hymenoptera; Formicidae. Gene Ontology annotation, biological process: peptidyl-serine phosphorylation; intracellular signal transduction.